UAGUCGACAGUGUGUCUGUCUGGCUGGUGGCUGGGAGUCGGACGUCAAUUAGUGGGCAAUAAUGGAAUAAUCAAAGAAGCUCGUGCGACAGGACGGAAUGAAAGUUUUACAUCUACGCAAGCACGGACUGUGUAGCGGGUUUGGAUUGUACGUCUGCCCGAAAAUCAUCAGUUUGUAGACGGUUUUUACGUCUGGACCGCCAUUUUGCCUGUUACAUGAUUUCAAUAUUGUAAAACGUAACUGUGGAAUGCAUAGUUGAAAAGCAAAAGGGCCAAGAAAUGCAGCCGAAGAUAUUUUCUUGGACGUCAUUUGUGGCCGUGUUUAUUGUCCUGCAAGGACUAGAAACGGAGGCUGACAUCUGUAUGUACCACGAUGGGAAACCAGAUGAUGGUCAUCCGGUGAAGCCGAACGGCAUUCUGGGAAAUGGCGGUGAGGUGUUGCCUAACAACCGGACAAUACGCUGCAUGGAAGACAACAACUUCUGUUUUACGUUCUGGACGGUGGACCCCGCGAACUCGACCAAGAAAACCAUUGCCAAACAAGGUUGUUGGAUUGCGGAGAAUGACAUGUGUGAGAUGAACCUGUGCAGGUCAAACACGCCACCAAAACGUGUCAAACACAACAAUGAGGCCAAGUUCUGCUGCUGCUCAGGAGAUCGGUGUAACGAGAACGUGACGGACGUUUACGACCCGAGUCUACAUACCACUGAGACACCACCGUAUCCAGUUCGUCCUGUCACCGAUCCCAAUUACCGCGAGAAGACGAUAAUUAUCUCCCUUGUCUCGGUGCUGUCGGUGGCGCUGAUCAUCCUCAUUGUGUACUUCGUGUACCGGAUGUUCGUCAUGAAGAAGAGGCCAUCGCUGGACUCGCUCAACAUUGUUGAGGUUACGGCUGCCCCGGGGAUCGAUCUCGAUAACCUCAAGCUGUGCAGUGUCGUCAGCAAGGGGCGGUAUAGUGAGGUGUGGCACGGGUUGCUAGGCAACGAGGAGGUGGCCGUGAAGAUCUACCAGUCGCACCACCGCCAGUACCACAACAACGAGCGCAUCCUGUACUCGUACCCGUUCAUGGAGCACGACAACCUUCUGCGUUUCUACGGCUCGGACGAGCGGCUGCGCGAAGACGGCACGAUGCAGUACCUGCUAGUGUUGACGUACGUGCCCGGGGGCUCGCUCAUGGCCUUCCUGAAAAACAACACCGUGUCCUGGCAGACCAUGUGCAAGAUGUGUUACACGGUCGUCAACGGGCUGGCGCACCUCCACACAGACAUCACAAAGGGAGAUAAGUUCAAGGCAGCAAUGGCUCACCGUGACUUCAACACUCGCAAUAUUCUGGUUAAGACCGAUCUGUCAUGCACUAUAGCCGAUCUAGGUUUCUGUAUUCCAAUGAUGGGAUCAAAACUGAUCAAAAACGGCCAGGCAGAGAAUGCAGAACAAUCAACACUGACAGAUGUUGGUACGGUGAGGUACAUGGCCCCCGAGUUAUUGGAUGGCGCCGUGAAUCUCAGAGAUUGUGAGGCGUCUCUCAAACAGAUCGACAUUUAUGCACUCGGUCUAGUACUGUGGGAGAUCUCCCAGCGCUGUUCAGACUUGUACCAAGGUGCUCCAGUUCCUGAAUACAUGCUACCCUACCAGGCAGAGGUUGGUGCUCACCCUUCGUUUGAGGAAAUGCAGGUGCUGGUGUCGAGGAACAAAGCCAGACCGAAGUUUCCAGAAAUAUGGAAAGAUACAAACCAGGCGAUCCGGUUUCUCCGAGAAACGAUAGAAGACUGCUGGGAUUCAGACGCGGAGGCCCGACUGACAACGCUGUGCGUGGAGAUGCGCAUAUCAGAGAUAAUGACCACGUGGUGCCACGAUACGAGACACAGAGGUGUGACACCCACUCUAAACCCCACCUUGAACAUCACCCAGGACUGCCCCAACAAGGUCACCACGACGACCGGUCUGAGCGACGACCAUGGACACAACAUCGACAUCUUCAGCACCAACAUGGUCGACUACCGCGUGCCCAUCUCGUCGCCAACAGAAACCAGUACCGCGUUGCUGCUCGGCAACUCUAACCACUGGCCGGCCGACCAGAGCAUGUCAGGAUCCACGAUGGACACCCUCCUCCCCGCCAGCCCAAGUGAGAGCGAACCACUUCCUCCGAAAACCAACAAUCUACAGCUGGCCAGGUCGAACAUCAUGCUUCAGCCACACCAGGGAAGAAACCCGACGGUCGACCGGAAUACUCAUAAACGUAGCGACGAGGAGUUGACGAUUUCGGGCAAUCAGUUGGUCAUCCCCGGAAUGAACAGUCCACCGGGUGGGGGCAUUAGCGGGUUCGAUUCGGUUAACGAUGACCUAGAGACUUCUCUCGUUCAGAACGAUGCACUGAAUCAGCACCGUCUCGCGCCCAUUCCGUACCUACAGAACCAGGUCCAUGGCGACCGAGAGACGCACACCACGACGACCACCACAACGGCAGCUACACAGCCGAAAGUCGCCAACCUCCCCGGCAACAACAACUCUGUCCCCUACAGACAGCUGCAGAGCUGCAGUGAUACCAAAUCGAUACGAGAGAAAGUUGGCCGAUUUUUCAAAACAAAGAAUCUUGGUGGGAAGCUUUCGUGGUGGAGCUUAUUUUCAUCUAAAUCUCGUUCUAAUCGCCAUGGUGACGUCGAAGUUGAUGCCAAUGGUGACGAUGAUGUGCAAAGGCCUUUGAAUCCAAUGCCAAAUGCUGCUGUGGUUGCACGCGAGACGGAGGUCAGGCUACAACACAAUGGUCACGUCUAUACGCGACCCAGUAACCUAGUUCUUGAAAAUGCUGUUUUAGCACAAGCGCGUGCGAGCAGGGCUGUUGAAGAAGACGAUGUUGAUCUGACUAGUGGAGGUACGACCUCUAGUGACGACUUCCCACACGGAUCCUCUUCUUCUUCUUCACGUGAUCAUUAUCAUGAUUCACGGAAUGACUUACAGAUGCCAAGGGCAGACCGUGUUGAUUUGAAUGGUGGGGGUACCACCUCAAGUGACGACUUCCCACACGGAUCGUCUUCUCACGGUUACCGAGAUUUGAGGAAUGAAAAUCAGACAUGUCGGAAAAGUGUGCCAUCGGAGAACAAAGUUCACAAAACACUAAAUGAAGGUUCGUUGAAUGGAACAACAGCAACACAUGGUGCCAAUAGCGCGAAGUCAAACUCAAGCUGUUACAAUUCUGCGAACAUGUCGCAGUCGAAUGCGACGCGGUUGCCUACCGGGGCGUCGAUGUAUGCCGAAAAUCGUCUCGGUUUCGCCGAAGUCGGUAUUGCCAGACUGAUGAAUAUUGGCCAGCCAACGGUGAUUCGACAAAAAGGAUCGGGCCAGUCUCAUAGCGCUUCGAAUUUGAGUCCCACAAACGGCUCAGACUCGAGCUGGCAGGAGCUCAAAAUGUUCGACUCAGUCAAAAAGCCCAGACCGACAUCCCUGGCGCUUUGCAGUAACAAUUACCGCGAAGAUAAAAAUGGUGUGGGCAUGUCGGCGCCAAAUGUUUCGCUGAAAACGUCGUGUGACGAGUGUGGAAGCGAUUCGACUGAGAAGAUUAGACGCAGGAUUAAGACACCCGUACGGGUGAAGGAUUCGAAGGUGCGACUGUCUCUGUAUGAUGACAGACUUAUGGCGUAUGAUGGUGAUAAGAAAAACAACAACAAUAACAAUGUUGUCGCGCUUAAAACCACCAGUCACAGUCUACAUCAGCUGAAGCAUUAUGGGAUUGUUGGUAGUGAAAAUGGAUCGCAAGUUGUUUGAUUCCUUCAACAGACAAAACGUUAUUGUAGAAAAACUAAAUUUAAUGAAAUAAGUUUUUCACUUUUUUUCUGCUAUUUCUUUUUUCUUUGUGCUGUUUCGCUUUAAAAAAAUGUAUGUGAAAAAUGUGGGGGGUUUUGUAUUUUCACGUGGAACAUAAAUUAAAAUCUCAAAUAGAUGAAUUAUUGUGGGAAUGUUGGCAAUGGCAGUGGAUCACAAAUUGUUUGAUUUCUUCAACAAACAAACAAAUAAAUUGUGCAAAACCAAAUUUAAUGAAAAAACUAGGGUUUUUUCUUUAUGCUGUGUUGCCGAAAAAACACCAAGCACAAAACAUUUAUGUGAGUUUAAAAAAAAAAAAAAAUUGUAUUUUCACUUUAAAAAUAAGUUAAAUGUCUCAUAUAGCUGAAGCUAAAAAAAAAUUGAAGUUUUUUAUUUCUUUAACAAUUUCACUUAAAACAAAGUAAGUCAAAGUCUGCAUCACCUCAAGCAUUAUGGGAUAGUUGGCAGUUGCAAUGGAAUGCAAGUUGUGUGAUUUCUACAUAGAAUUUUUAAAAAUUGUUUUGAAAAUUUUAGUUGAAAAAUUAUUUAGCAGUUUUAACUUAAAGACUUAAAAAAUCUGCGCACGUUUUAUGAUUUCUUCAUAAUACUUCAUAAUAUUUUUUUAAUUGUUUUUAACUUUUGAUGGACAUUUUUUUUUUUGCACUUCGCUUAAAAAAACAAAUUCAAGUUUGCAUCAGCUGAAACAUUAAGGGACUGUUGCCAACAUAAGUUUUAUGAUUCCCAAUAUUGCUUUGUGAUUUUUCAUUAAAAAGAAGAAAACAAAUGUUUUAAUCUUUUGUGGAAAAACAAUUUCUUGCAAUUUAAGUGCUUGCCUGACCACAUGUCAUGUUUUUUGUGCCAAAUUAAGAAUGUGUAAUGAUUGAUAUGGUGAUAUACCAUAGUCAUAAAAAAAAGCUUGAUUUGUUUAACGACACCACUAGAGCACAUUGAUAUAUUAAUCAUCGGCUAUUGAAUGUCAAACAUUUAGUAAUUCGGACAUCUCUGUCCUGUCUGUCAAAUCAUCUGUCCCACAUGUUUUCGCAAUACCAAGGUAUUGAGUGGAAAUUUUCUGUACGGUUACAGAUCAAGUUUGACAUUCAUGGCAAUUUACUCAGUUUUAACAGAGUUAUGGUUCCUGAACCUUUUUUUUUUUUUUUCAUAAUGCGUCGAGAUUUUUGUGCUGAAAUUUUGUGUAUAGCUUUAUCAUGUAUCUUACAGAUCACAUUUCACUUUCAUGACAAUAUACUACCCAUUUUUGCCAGAGUUGUGGCCCUUGAACUUAGGAGGUAUGACAUUUGUUUUUUGGCUUCUAUUUCGUAAUGCCUCAAGAUAUUGUGUAUAAUUUUGUUAUGUACUGUUACAGAUCAGAUUUGACUUUCACAGUGAUUUACCAUAUUUUUCAGCCUAUAAGCCGCUACGUCUUUACUGUGAAUUGCAAUGUGUGCUUUAUUAAAUGGUGUGGUUUAUUCAUGAAUUUUACAGUAAACUGCAAAUGCGUAUAAACCGCACCUUUUUUCUUUUUUUUUCAUUCUCAUACAAUAAUAUAGCAUACCAAACGACUGUUUAUUAAUUAAGCAAGGACUCCGUUAGGUAGGCAGGCCAGAAACAAUAGAGCAUCUGGUCAAAAAUAGACCACAAAGUUUCUUAUUUUUGUACUCACUUUGGCAGAGUUAUGGCCCUUGAACUUAGGAGAUACGGAAAUUAGUUGGGCCAAGUCGGGGACAUUUUGUGCUUUAGCAGUAUUGUUAACAGCGAAUGACAAAUGUGAAAAUGAAUUUAGUUUUAAUUUUUAUUUAAAAUGAUUCAGAUUAAAUGCCUUUAGUUUUUGUAUAUGUUAAAAUUGUCAAUUUUAGGCCCAUUCUGACAGUCUUUACCAAAUUAAUUUUAUGAUCUAACUAUAUAUAUAUAUAUAUAUAUAUAUAUAUAUAUAACAAAUUUCAAUGUUUUUUAUUGUUCAUUAUACAUGUAUAUGUUUAUUUGUGGUCAGUAACUAAAAUUAAUAGAGCCAAUGCUUCAUCACUGCAUAAUUACUUAUAGAAUAUUAAAAUUAUAGGCUAAUGUGCUACCACUUGGAAUACUGAAUAUAUACUUUGUGCAGUUAUUAAUUGUAAAAUUACAUUGCUCUCUCUCUCUCUCUCUCUCUCUCUCUCUCUCUCUCUCUCUCUGCCUUAAGAUUUACUACCAAUAAUUUUUUUUAUUCAGAAUUUUUUUUGGGGGGGGGGGGGGGGUGAGCUAGAACCCAGCCCACCCCCAAUCUCCGCUGUGCCUGUAAUACUGGGCAUUGUACUUUUCGGUUCCAUGAUUUUGUCGACACUACAGAAAAUGUUCAUUUUAUAUUUCAUGAAAUGUGGAUGCCUGAAGAAUAUAGAAACAUAUUUGUGGAAGCAUGCAUUUGUUUUAAGCUUAGUAAUGUUUAAUCAUAAUUGAACUGCGCUAAGUCUUGUGUUAUGAUUAUACGCACAAAAAGCCGUAUUUAUUAAUUGAUGGAAGAAUAUGACCAGAUUUAUGUAAACUGGUUGGACAUUACCUAGAACUGAAAUUGUUAUAUAUACCCCUGGAAAUUAAUUAACCACCACCUGAAAUCUUCUUCUUGUUCGGUUUCAUAUGCUCACUAAACCCUGAGAUGUGCUGCAUCAAUGAACUGGAUUGUCAGUUGGAGCUCACCAUAGCUUUUCUUUGAUGUUUUCUUUUCUUUGAUGUUUUCUUUGAUGUUCUUUUCUUCUGGUCAAGGGGCGGGGCGUAGCCCAGUGGUAAGGCGCUUGCUCGAUGUGUGGUCAGUGUGGGAUCGAUCCCCGUCGAUGGGCCCAUUGGGCUAUUUCUCGUUCCAGCCAGUGCACCACGACUGGCAUAUCAA
Gigantopelta aegis is the source of this 6648-nucleotide messenger RNA. RefSeq lists its product as uncharacterized. Gene Ontology annotation, cellular component: signaling receptor complex; plasma membrane. The coding region runs from base 279 to 3758 and encodes 1159 amino acids. Lineage: Eukaryota; Metazoa; Mollusca; Gastropoda; Neomphalida; Peltospiridae. The record is from RefSeq and is a predicted model, not a curated record. The transcript has 10 exons. Gene Ontology annotation, biological process: protein phosphorylation; cellular response to growth factor stimulus; BMP signaling pathway. Gene Ontology annotation, molecular function: ATP binding; transforming growth factor beta receptor activity.